UUCUCUUGCUAUAGUUUUUAUCAGCAGCUGCAACAUUCGCUUGAUAUGGACAGCAUAUAAACCUCUCUCUGCCUAUGUAUUAUGUCCUUCAAAAUUUCGACAUUCAUAUGGUUUGAUUUGAGUAGCUGCAUUUAUCUGACAUCCCGUCUGAACACGUAUGCUAUCUGUUAAUAGCAUAUACGAAGCUGAUAGUCACGGAGGUUUCAACCAUUUUCCAGCUUGUAUCGGGUCAACGUUCUGUUAUGAAAGCACCAAUUCUGUUGAAACCUGAGGCUGAACCUGUUUUUCGUCCAAAGAGAUCAGUGCCGUAUGCUGCAAUGUUCGAAGUUUAUAAAGAACUUGGUCGCUUUCCAAUCCGAGUAGUUAUCAUGCCUGUUUCUUAUUCUGCUUGGGUAGCACCUAUUGUAGUUAUCAAAAAGGCUAAUGGCGCUUCACGAAUAUGCGCAGACUUCUUCACGGGCCUUAACGCAGCUCUAGAACAGUAUAAUUCACCACUGCCAAACCCUGAAGAUUUUUCAACUAUGCUAUGUUUCAGAGCUGGACCUUGUUGAUGCCUAUUUACAGAUGAAAGUGGCUGAAGAAUCAAGAAGGCUACGUACCAUUAUUACUAAUCGUAAUUUGUUUCAAUAUGAUCGUCUAUGAUUUGGAUUAAACACCUCCCAUCUGUUUUACCGCAACCAAUGUCAUUUAAGCUGAGAAUUCAUAUAGUUUUUUAACCUUCCCAUAUCAAGUGACUGAGAUUUCAACCGACUCUUACUCUGGAAUGAGUUAGUAGAACUGUUACAGCUGCUGUUGUGCAAACAUCGAUAAUAAUUACUAAUAAUUCAGUCUGUGAUAUUAUAUCUGACUCGACUGAUUGCCUGAGAUAUUUGGUACCAAUUAAGCUAUAUUUAAACUCCUGAAGGAUUAUCUUGAAUGAAAAAUGGAUGUCAUAGAGAGAAUUAAUUUCUUGAGACAUUGACAGACCGCUAGUAAGCAGUUAGAUACGUGACCUAGCUUAUAACAGGGAAUGUCUUCUUCUGAAUUUACCUCGAAGUCAUCCAUAGGUGUAUUGAUUUUGAAGUGUCCCACCUAUAUGCCCAUGAAGUCUAUCUGUGACUUUUAUCACGAAUGAAGACUUAUUUUCUGUUCAAAGGAGUGAUAUUGCACUGGCUUUUACUUUAUUUACAAGGACAGUUAGCAUCGAAAUACACGAUAAAUGCCUGACUGUCUUAUUUUGUUUUGGUCUCUACCAAUAAUUGUUCUCAGUAAGGCUUGUAUUUUGGAUCGACCAUAGCCGUAAUUAUGAUAGUAAGUUUUCGGAAUCCAGUGUUUCUAGAUUGAAGUUAUGAACCCAACUCUCAAAGGAACCUUCGUGAUCCUGAAUAAAUCUUCGUUUAGCGAUUUCAUUCCCAUUUUAGAGUGCCGUAUCACUGUUUGGUCAUUUUAUUGCGGUGAUUUUAUAAACAUGUUUAAUUGCCAAGUGAUAUUAAGCUUGUUUGUUAAGCAAGAGGUAACGUUGGGAUUACUAGUAAAUUGAAAUGCAGGGAGUAUUUUUGUUGCAAACAGUUUGACUGGAGGGAUCUUGAUGACUCUUAUACAACAGCUGAUUGCAUGGUUACGGGGAUUUUCUCACAACCGCCCACUUGACAGUCUCUGACCUUAAUGGCUCGAAUUUAUAUUAAGUCAUUGAAAUAUCUGUAAUAAUAGAGAGGUUAUCAAGACGAAAAUCGUAACAGAUGAUGAAACAAGCGACGGAACCUAGUUCUCACUUCGUUUGCCAGCUGCCAAGCAAUAACGAACGGAGGUGUUGGUUGAAGUUCCUAACCGAUGAAGCUGAGAUGCUGAUUAACUUACAAUCAUAAAAUCUAUUUCGGGCUAUGAAGCUUUUUAAAUACCGGUUACCGUCAUCAGAUUGAAAUUAAGCUAACUCGUUUCACCAUUUAUUUCCGGGGGUUAUUCACUUCUACACUUAGUCCUAUGGAAUCACAAAUUAGCAGUUACCGUCAGUCAUUAAUGCAGACCGUUUGAAACUCUCUGCUUUGUUGAUAGUUCAUACAAAGCUCCUUGAGCUGACAGAUGUAGGACACACAGAGUACUCUGCUAAACUGAAAUACUUAGGCAUUUUCGUAUCCAUACACAAACAAAAGUUCAUCUUUGAUUGGAGGAUACAAAUGAAUGACCAGCGUCCUUCUACAACUAACAAGUAGAAUGCUAGGUGUCGGAAACAUACUUGUUUCAUCCACUAACAUGAGAUAUUAUAAAGUGAGCCUCACCAAGAACUGAAUGUGAAAACCCUAAAAGAAACGUUCUCGAGGUCCUCUGACAUCCUCUUGGUCCUUAGAUACUUUUGAGUGAGAAACCAUAGAAUAUUUAUGUGAAACGACAACAGUUUCAUCAGUAAUAUGUAAUCAGGCGCCAACAACAUUACACUUGAAGUGCCAUAUCUCUUCUAUUGGGCAACAUAGAAGUAAAAAUUUAAUGUGGUAGAUAACCAUAAAUUAGAUAGGGUUUUAGUUGAUCUGAUCAUAAGACUCUGGCGGAGAUAUUACAUCAGUG
Schistosoma haematobium is the source of this 2538-nucleotide messenger RNA. RefSeq lists its product as uncharacterized. The record is from RefSeq and is a predicted model, not a curated record. Bases 243 to 551 code for a protein of 102 amino acids. The transcript has 3 exons. Lineage: Eukaryota; Metazoa; Platyhelminthes; Trematoda; Strigeidida; Schistosomatidae.